AAAUAUUCAAAAGUAUCGGUCAAUAGGCUGUGAAGCGUGGGUUAAUGGCGCAACAAAUUGACACGGCAAUUCCAUACCACGGAAAAAAGCGCCCCGCAGAAAGCGAGCCCGAAGACCAACCUUUGGCAAAAAGAUUUGGACGGUUACACAUAGAUACGGUUUUUAUUCAUGAUAUUGAUCGAGAGUUAGCAGAAAGCGAUACCCAAGAAGACACCAUCAGUAUCUUGCCAGGGGUUGCAGGGACACUGCUGUCUAUACCGAAUACUCUCAUCGCAGACACUAAACCCCAAAGUCAUGAACUGGUUCUUUACCGGGAACCAAAAUCACUGUCAAUACCAGGAGAACAAGACAAUGUGCGGCGAGCGAUAGCUGAAACGCGGGCACGGGCAAGGCAAGCGAGGUUGGACCAUCCAUCUACAACCGAGAGCAGCGCAGUCAAAAGUGAUUUUGGAAUCAUAAUCGAUGAUGAUGAUGUUAUGGACAUAGACCCUGUACUCUAGGCGCUCUCUCAAUUUUUUUUUUUUUUUUUUUUUUUUUUUUUUUUUUUGGGUCUCAUCCCCCCCUCGUCCAGUGCCAGGGAAGCAUUGAAAGCUGAUAUAUACUCCGUAUCAAUCAUCAAUCAAUAUGUAUAUACGCAUUUUCUACUUUCCCAGCAUGCUGAUUGGUUGGUCACCACUGCCUGCAGGCCAUUCUGCCAUCUUAUCCUAAUGAAAUUUUCC
This is a messenger RNA of Aspergillus glaucus CBS 516.65, 719 nucleotides long. RefSeq lists its product as uncharacterized. Lineage: Eukaryota; Fungi; Ascomycota; Eurotiomycetes; Eurotiales; Aspergillaceae. The coding region runs from base 45 to 500 and encodes 151 amino acids. The transcript is spliced from 3 exons. The record is from RefSeq and is a predicted model, not a curated record.